This is a messenger RNA of Closterium sp. Naga37s-1, 2790 nucleotides long. The record is from the annotation of a GenBank genome assembly. NCBI's taxonomy places the organism in Eukaryota, Viridiplantae, Streptophyta, Zygnematophyceae, Desmidiales, Closteriaceae.
AUGGCCAGUACUGAGGCCGUGAAUUUCGAUGUUAACGCGGCGUUGCAUCAUGACAUCACAGCUGCUCACGAGCGCGAAUCCGCGUCUGACAUCUGUCGCUUGCCGUUCGAGUUGCUGGCUCGUGUUUUGGCUCAUCUGUCAUUGGCUGAUAGGGCGCACGCCGCCAUGUCAUGCUCCCUCAUGCACCACGCUGUCAACAGUCUGCUCCCUACCCUGCCCUUCCUCCACCUCAAGGCCGGAAGCCCCUGCCUCAAUGACGCUGCAUUCACUGCGCUCUGUCCCUCUCUCUCCUCCCUCCAUUUUUCCCUUCCCUCCUCCAUUCCAGAUCGUGGUGUGGAGACCGGGGGCGUCAGAGAAAAUACGGCUGGUGGGAGACAGUGCUCCUUGCAGCGACUAGAACUGGACUGUUGGCAUCUGAAUGACAGGUGCACAUCCGUACUACCGGAGAGCAUAGAGGAGCUGGCGCUGUGUGGCGCAGACAGGCACACAGACGCGCUCAUUCACAGCCUGGCGGCCAGGCUCGGCCCAAACCUGACAAAAUUCGCCUUCUCCGGCUUCAGCCGGUCCAUAGGCUCGGACCCCUUCGUCUCGCUUCUCUCCGUGUCCUCUCGCCUCGUGUCUCUCGCCAUCGAUGGGGGGGAAGGGCUGGAUGUGGAUACUAUCGUGAUAUUUGCGGGGAGGAACUGUGACACUGGACUACCUGGCCAGUUGCCACCUGCCCCAUCUCACCCGCUUUCAGCACAAGAGUCGGUGACACUGGACUACCUAGCCAGUUGCCACCUGCCCCAUCUCACCCGCUUCCGGCACAAGAGGCGGCACGAGCGGGGCGUGGGGGUGAGCGACUCGCUGCUGCUACGGCUGAUGCUGCUCUGGCCGGGGCUGGAGGAGCUGGUGCUGGUGGAUAAGGCAGCAGAGGGCGUGGGGCAAGGGAGAGCAGAAGAGGUGAGUCAGGCUGUGCUGCUGCUACGGCUCGUGCUGCUGUGGCCUCGCCUGGAGGAGCUGGUGCUGGUGGAUAAGGCAGCAGAGGGCGUGGGGCAAGGGAGAGGAGACGAACAGCUCUUAGAAAACAGGUGCUUUCCCUCCCUCCCUCCCUCCCUCCCUCCCUCCCUCUCUCCCUCCCUCCCUCCCUCCCUCCCUCCCUCCCUCCCUCCCUCCCUCCCUCCCUCCCUCCCUCCCUCCCUCCCUCCCUCCCUCCCUCCCUCCCUCCCUCCCUCUCUCCCACCCCCCCUCCCUCACCACUCCACCCAACAGGCCCUCACAGGCACGGGGCACCUCAUGCUGACCACGCCCUUUCAGACACGGGUCUCCUCAUACUCACCACCUGGGCUUCUUCACUCACAUCCCUCACUCCCACCCUUCCCUGCUUACCCCUUUCCCUGUCUCCCUUCCCGCCUCUCCAUAUGCACUUUCAUAUCCACCCACCCAUCAGGCCCUCACAGACACCGGUCUCCUCAUGCUCACCACCUGGGCUUCUUCACUCACAUCCCUCACUCCCACCCUUCCCUGCUUACCCCUUUCCCUGUCUCCCUUCCCGCCUCUCCAUAUGCACUUUCAUAUCCACCCACCCAGCAGGCCCUCACAGACACCGGUCUCCUCAUGCUCACCACCUGGGCUUCUUCAUUCACAUCCCUCACUCUGACCCUUCCCUCCCUUUCUGCCUCUCCCCAUGCUCAAUUCUGUGUCCACGCCACCCACCAGGCCCUCACAGACACAGGUCUCCUCAUGCUAACCACCUGGGCUUCUUCACUCACAUCCCUCACUCUGAGCCUUCCCUCCCUCUCCGCCUCAAAACGCUGCUCUGAAGUAGCUCUUAUGCAAGUGGCCAGUGCGUGCACCAGUCUCACUCACCUCGACCUCUCCAACUUCAGAUGCAUGUCUGACCCGCCUCUGCACGAAUUCGUUUCUCGCUGCCCCGCGCUCGCCCAUCUCUCCCUAGCCGGUGCGCCCAUCACCGAUGCCUCCCUGGACCUCAUAGCCUCGCACUGCCCCAACCUCCAAUCCCUUUCCAUCAAGUGCUGUCGCAAGCUGCUUGAGCCAGGUGUCAGCGCAUUGGCUCGCUGCACUCGGUUGCAAUCACUCAACGCUGCUCUGGUGCCCGGGGUAACUGACGUCUCUGCCCCGCUCCUGUUCCAAGGAGCCACAGCGCUCAAAACCCUGGUGCUCAACCAAAGCCCGCUACCGGACAUCUCGUUAUUGUCACUCUCCUCGCAUUGUCACGGUCUAGAGGAGCUGGCUCUGCGCGGCAGUCCCAGACUCACCAACGAGAAUAAGUGUAUACCCCGCCCUGUCUUCCUCUUGUUCCUCUCCCUCCUCUCCUACUCCUUCCUUCCCCACCUCCUCUGCCCCGCCCCUCCUGCCCCUCUCCAGGGUUUAAAGGCUCUUGCCGCCUCCUGCCUCUCGCUGCGCUAUCUCUCCUUCAGCUUCUGCGAAUCAUAUCCAUCACUCAUAAGUAAUUCUUUCCACCUCAUCUUCCCCGCCCCUUCUGCCCCUCUCCAGGGUCUGAAAGCUCUUGCCAACUCCUGCCUUGCCCUCCGCUAUCUCUCCCUCAGCUUCUUUGAUCAAGGUUUGAAAGCUCUUGCCGCCUCCUGCCUUGCCCUCCGCUAUCUCUCCCUCAGCUUCUGCGAUCAAGGUUUGAAAGCUCUUGCCAACUCCUGCCUUGCCCUCCGCUAUCUCUCCCUCAGCUUCUAUGAUCAAGUCUCAGAUGCCGGAAUCAUAUCCAUCGCCAACAGAUGCCGGCACCUCUCUCUCCACCCCAUCUCCCCCACCCUCUUUCUCCCCGCCAGGGUUUGA